Messenger RNA from Cavia porcellus (domestic guinea pig), 2268 nucleotides. Its product is annotated as NUT family member 2G-like. The coding region runs from base 93 to 2150 and encodes 685 amino acids. The record is from RefSeq and is a predicted model, not a curated record. Lineage: Eukaryota; Metazoa; Chordata; Mammalia; Rodentia; Caviidae. The transcript has 7 exons.
CCAGCUGUAGGUGGACCCUGGGUCAGGCCCUGGGCAAAGGUCACUCUCUGGGUACCUGCCAGAGAGCUAAGGCCGGCCUCAGGACUGUGGGGAUGGCUUCAGAAGGCGCAUCCGCAGUGCUGCAGUCAGAUAAGACCCUGAAGGAUGAUGCCCUUGUGUCUCUUUCUUGGGUCCUGCGCCCUCUUCCACCUGCCCCAGCCUCACUACAGCGGCCGCACGGGAAGCCACUGCCACCUCCCUCCAGGAAUGCUCUGCUGCCUCUGCAGAAGCCCUUGGAGUUCUCUCCUUUCCCCAGGACACCCAUGAUUGCAGUAUACAGGGGCUGUGGCUUGAAGAAAGCUGGGCCUUUCAACUUCACUGCCCAUACCAGGGCUGCAGAGAGGCUGGUAGAGCCCCUGCUGACUCACAGCAUUGUCCUCAAUGAGGUCCCACUCAUCAGGGGUGUCCCAAGGGUCCUGCAGAGGGGAGUGCAGCGUCCUACUCGCCUGCUGCUGAGCGCUCCGCCCCUAAGCACCUUCCUGCCUGCCCCAGCUGGGAGGAGAAGCUGUGCCAAUGAUGACCAGAUGUGGCCUCAGGGCCUUUGUCCCCCUGCCAUACCGCCAGUGCCCCCCACCAUGCCUGGGGUGAACAAGGUGCCACCACCACACUGGGCCUGCGGGGAAGGUGGCCUGGACAUCUUGCAGCCCAAGGCCUUGCCAGACGACACCUGCAGGUCCGCGAGCCUCUAUGAGAACUUCCGGCACUGGCAGCAUUUCAAGACCCUGCUCCGGAGACUCCUUCCCCUCACCCCAGAUGUGGAGGCGGUGUCCUGCUUCCUCGUGUCACUGCUUUGGUCCCUGUCCCACCAGCACCCAACCCUGAGCGUGGAAGAGGGGCUGGGCAUAGGCGUGCGGAAAUGGGGUUGCAUGAGCCGCUACGAGCGCGUGGCCUUCUACAAGGUGGCUGAAGGGUUCAUGAGGUUUGAGGCUGCUGAAGAGAUGGAAGACCCUAUGCUGCUGUCAAUGAGGAAACUCCUGGACUGUCCGCCUCCAGCCCCAUUGAGGCUGGAUCCUCCCAGGUCCCCUGAUGCGGUGCAGCAACCAGUGAGCAUACCCAGGCAGACAGAGUCAAAGGCACAGGCUGCCUGCCCGCCAGCACACAAAUGCCAGCAGUCUCGAGAGACCCAGGUGCCUGCUGACAUUCCUGCUGACACCGUGAAGGAAUGCAUAGACACCAUGGACUGGCUGGAGGACCGUCACCUCUUGGCCACAGUGCAGCCUGAAGAAAACCAGAAAAAGGAGCAGCAGGAAGAGGAUGAGAUGUACCCAGACCCGGGUCUCUUGAGUUACUGUGAUGAGUUCUGCUCCCAGGAAGACUCCGUCUCUAAGGUGGAGGCUGCUAUCAAUGCCCAAUUCCUGGUAGAAGCAAAAUCUGCAGAAAUGGAGAAGGACACCAUCUUGGCUGUAGGACAGGUACUAGAAGAGGAGCACGGACUCACUCCUGAACAGCUGGUGGAGAAGCGCCUCCUGGGCUCCAAGGCGCAGGGAGAUGACCGUGAGCCCAAACAAAGGGUCAGCAAGGAGGCCUGCGCCCCUCCAAAAGCUUCUCAGGUCCUUAAGAGAUGCCGGGCCAUUGAUGAAGAUCUUCCAGUGUCCAAGGUCCUUGCUGUCCUGCCCAGGCAACAAAGCCCUGCUCCCCUGGGAACCUCCAGACACAAUACUCUGCCCCAGGACCUGGCACCCCAAUGUGCCCUGGGCCUCAGAGAAGCCUCACCUACUCAGAGACCAUGCAAGCCAGUGUCUUGCCUGGAUGAAGACAAGGGGGACUUCUCCAGCCUGUCCUUUCUCCUGGCCUCCCCUCACCAGUUGCUGCCUUGGGGAUUGCUCCAGACCCUAGGCCCUGACACAGGCCUGUUCUACCCUGAUGGUCCAGCACCCCAGACCUCACCUCCUCAGGGAGGAGGCCUCAGCCCUGGCCUCCCUUCACCUGCCAGAUCCAAGAAGCGAGUCCUCUUGGGAGGCUCAGCUCCUGUGGGAAAGAGGUCCCGCCCAGGGCCUUCCUAUGAGGUCUCUGGAGGGCAAGAUUUGACUCAGGGGCCAGUUCCACCCUCAGGGCCUCAGAAGGGGAGGUGUAACAAGUUAGGUUCCCAGAGAUGGAGGAAGAGGCACUGAAACCAUAGGGAAGACUCUGGGGUGCCCAGUCCUCAGGUGGAGCUUAGGAAAUUUCACCCUGGCUGCAUCCUGCACCCCACAGCCAGAGGUGCCUCCUCAGAGUUCAGAUCCAGCUGCU